Solanum dulcamara is the source of this 851-nucleotide messenger RNA. RefSeq lists its product as uncharacterized. The transcript has a single exon. The coding region runs from base 159 to 737 and encodes 192 amino acids. The record is from RefSeq and is a predicted model, not a curated record. NCBI's taxonomy places the organism in Eukaryota, Viridiplantae, Streptophyta, Magnoliopsida, Solanales, Solanaceae.
ACUACCUACUUUUCGUCCUCAUCAUCCGAAAUCAAACUAUAGCGUAAAAUUUAAGCCAGUGAAUAUAUAUUAUUGCACCAAUUAACUAUUACUACUACUACUACUAUUUAUAUAUCUCAUCCUUUGUUAUAUUUCUCCCCUUCCUCAUAACUGAAUUUAUGUGCUUUUCAAAUUCAAACACCAUGUCUUGCUUGAACUUGCGUAGAGUACUCCUACCAACUCGAAAAAUGUGGAAGUUCUUUUCCACCAAAUUACAAAUCAAUUUCCACAAAGUACUCAAUAGAUCCAAAGUCAUUAAGAAAUCCAAGAAUCCAAAUCCUUUAUUCAUCAAGAAACUAGCCCCCUCCUGUGUCUUUCGAGUUCAGUUCAAAACUAAGCGUUCAAACAACAAGUUCAAACACAAGUCAAAAUCUAGAUCUACUCUUAAAUACCACAAGAAAUCAGCACCGGUAUAUAUUGAUCAGCUUUUCAUCGACAAUAUAUCCGUAGAGAAGGAUAACUUUGCCCAAACUAAUAUGAUCACAACAAACAAUAAACAAGUUUGUAUAAUGGAAACAGAGCAAGAUGAGAUAAUCCAUGAAGGGGAAAGCAGUAGUAGUAUCACAAAUGAUGAGAUGUGGGAAUCAUUGACAUUGGCAUCUCCACAGUUGCAUUGCAUUAAUGAAAGAGCAGAGGAAUUUAUAACUAAAUUCCGUGCAGACAUGCUGCGUCAAGAGAAUAUGUUGAUUCAUCGUUAGUAGUAUGGAAUUUCUCUCUUUUGUAAUUUUUGUCAGCAUUGAAUAAGAUUUGUUCCCUAUUAAUUAAUCUAGUUUAUUUUUAUAUAUACUAGCAAAUGGUUGGAUUGUAUUGAA